Messenger RNA from Dicentrarchus labrax (European seabass), 2843 nucleotides. It is a transcript of the gene sec14l7, whose product is annotated as SEC14-like lipid binding 7. The transcript has 12 exons. The coding region runs from base 52 to 1251 and encodes 399 amino acids. Gene Ontology annotation, cellular component: cytoplasm. NCBI's taxonomy places the organism in Eukaryota, Metazoa, Chordata, Actinopteri, Moronidae. The record is from RefSeq and is a predicted model, not a curated record.
GUCUACCCGCUCUUCCUUCCACUUCACCUCAUUCACUGUUAGAGCGACACAAUGAGCGGACGGGUUGGAGACUUGAGCCGACAGCAGGAUGAAAUCUUAACUGAGUUUCGGGGGAGGAUCCAGGACAUCCUCCCCAACCUGCCGGCGCAGCACGACCACUACCUCCUGCGCUGGCUCAGAGCCCGAAGCUUCAACGUGCAGAAAGCUGAGAUUAUGAUCAGAAAGCACGUGGAGUUCAGGAGGAAGAUGAAAGUAGACAGCAUCAUAUCUGACUGGAAACCUCCAGAGGUGAUUGAGAAGUACGUGUCUGGAGGGAUGUGCGGGUACGACAGAGAGGGAAGUCCGAUCUGGUACGAUGUGAUCGGUCCUCUGGACCCUAAAGGUCUCCUGCUGUCCGCCACCAAGCAGGACUUCCUGAAGACGAAGAUCAGACACACUGAGAUGCUGCAGAGGGAGUGUCGGAGGCAGUCUGAGAAGUUGGGGAAGAACAUUGAAGCCAUCACUCUGAUCUACGACUGUGAAGGACUUGGACUCAAACACAUUUGGAAACCUGCUAUUGAAGCUUAUGGAGAGAUCCUCACCAUGUUUGAAGAGAACUAUCCAGAGGGGCUGAAGAGAGUGUUUCUUAUCAAAGCUCCCAAGAUGUUCCCGAUGGCCUACAACCUCAUCAAACACUUCCUGUGUGAGGAAACGCGGCGCAAGAUCAUCGUUUUAGGAAGUAACUGGCAGGAGGUGUUACGUAACCAUAUUGACCCGGAUCAGCUUCCUGUGGUGUACGGAGGAACCCUGACUGAUCCUGAUGGAGACCCUCGCUGCAGAACGAUGCUGAAGUACGGCGGUACAGUGCCCAGGUCGUACUACGUUCAGGACUCGGUGAAAGUUCAGUACGACAACAGUGUGACCAUCAGCCGUGGAUCGAUCUUCCAGCUAGAAUAUGAUGUUUCAGCCCCCAGCAGCCUCCUGAGGUGGCAGUUUGCCAGCGAUGGAGCAGAUAUCGGGUUCGGGGUCUACAGACGGACCAAAGAGGGCCUCCAGAAAGUGGCUGAGAUGCUGCAGGUUCUGCCCAGCGAACGCUACAAUGCACACCUGGUCCCCGAAGACAGCUGCCUCACCUGCCCCGAGGCCGGAGUCUACGUGCUGUGUUUCGACAACAGCUACAGCAUCCUUCAGUCCAAGAAGGUGAGCUACAACGUCGAGGUUCUUCCUCCGUCGGACGGACAGACGCAGAGUCCACACAGGCGAGGAGACUAAUCCUCCACCCGGAUUACAGAAACCAGAUUUCUUGUUUACGUCAUGUUCAAGCAGAGGUGGUAGAAGUACACACAUUCUCUAUGCAAAUAAAAGCACAGAUGCUUCUUUACUCAAGUAAAACUGAGAAAUAACAGGUUACUCAGAGUGUAAAAGUACUCUGUUGGUGUCUCUGAAGGACGUUUAUGUGCAGACUGAAACUACAAAUAGGGUCGAGUCUCCUUCUUUUUUGUCUUGUUACCAGUCUUAAUGUUAGGAAGAUGUGCAAAGAUGCCAAAAAAACAAACAAAUAAAAGUUCAGUAAUUCCCCUAAACAUUCAUCGACAUUAAAGUAACAAGCCUGUUUCUUUUUUGUAAAAAGUUAUUUUAUUUGAUCUGUUUUUUUGGUAUUUUUAUUUUGCCACCUGGUUCCAUUAUAUUGGCUAUAUUGACUGAUUUUGGGGUGAACUGGAGAAGUUAAACCACCAGAGGUCAGCGAAAACAAGAAUUUGAAAUGUUAAGUUACUCAUUUAUUUAGGAAAACACAAGAUAAACUGAAUCAAUCGAUUAGGGCCCUGUCAGUGGUGCAUACAGUAUCUGACACACCAUGGAUGGACCUUGUACACCAACAAGGAACCGGCUCCGUGGGGAGAAGUGCGGGUACUGACUAAUGCAGGUGUGGCGUGAGGUUCGGGUCUCAGCUUUAAGAAGUCCAGCACAGUUUCUGGACCCCAGUGUGCAGAAAUAUUCAAAUAUACUCGGAGAAAAUAACUUUUAUACCACAUGCAAAACGCUACGCUGGAUUAGCAUGAAGUGUCUGCAAAGGGGAGACUCGUGGGUUCCCAUAGGACCCAUUUUCAUUCAGAUAUAUAUUGAGGUCAGAGGUCAAGGGUAUGCCUUUGGGCAUUCCAGUUUUUCCAUCACCAAAAUGUAGCCUAAUUCUGGAGCGUUAUUUAGCUUCUCUUUCCCAACAUGCUAUCAAAGCACUGUUGGUACCGAUGGAUGCGUUUGGUCUUCUAGUUUCAUAUGAUAUCACUUUAAUUAAGAUUAUUUAAAAAAUAACGUGUCAAAAAAUGUAUUUACUGAUCUGUUACGUCCAAACAAAUAUUGAUACAUGUGAUCGUUUGCAAUUAAAUCAUUUAUUUAUUAAACUUCUGGCCACCAAGUGAAUGCGUCUCUAGAUCCGAACCACUGCGACAACAAAGACAUAAAGAUUAUUUUACAUUUCAAACCAGAACCACUUGAAAUGUUUAAGCUCCUCAUUUAAUGUUGAAGCUUUAUCAUGUUUUUUAUAAUUGAAUCUAAAGACUGUAUCACUGAAUAAUCGACAGAAUCGCUGACAGAAGGAGCGACGUUACUCUCUGAGGUCAUUUAUCAGAGUGUGUUCGAUGUUAAUUACGCUGCUCGUGUUGUUCGAUUCGGCCUGAAAAUGAGCGUUAACGUGCUGAAAUGAAGGAUGUUGAUAAUAAUCUGAUAUGAAACCAUUAUGAAGUCAUUAUGAUGACAGACUUGAUGUCGUAAAAACAAGAUGAUUUAUUUUUAAUUUAUGAAAACUCUUCAGUUACAUGUUUGUAUAUUAAUGUUACUCGUAAUAAAGGCGGAAAUUGUGUCAAUAA